Phytophthora infestans T30-4 is the source of this 630-nucleotide messenger RNA. RefSeq lists its product as uncharacterized. Gene Ontology annotation, biological process: regulation of transcription by RNA polymerase II. The record is from RefSeq and is a predicted model, not a curated record. Lineage: Eukaryota; Oomycota; Peronosporomycetes; Peronosporales; Peronosporaceae. Gene Ontology annotation, cellular component: nucleus. Bases 1 to 630 code for a protein of 209 amino acids. The transcript has 2 exons. Gene Ontology annotation, molecular function: DNA-binding transcription factor activity, RNA polymerase II-specific; RNA polymerase II cis-regulatory region sequence-specific DNA binding.
AUGGCAGACAAUUCCGCCGACGCGCCCGAGGACCUGCUGUUCCACCGCUGUCCCGAGCCCAGUUGCCGCCGCCAAUUCAGCCGCAAGUACUCGCUCAACGAGCACAUGAAGACGCACACGGGUGAGCGGCCGCAUGUCUGCCCUGUGCGCUCCUGCGCCAAGAGGUUCACUACGUCCGGGAACCUGGCACGCCAUAAGCGCUUGCACGGCUACAUCGAACCCAUUCUAUGCCCUGUAGAGGGCUGUAUCUGCGCCUUCUCGAGCGAUACAAAACUUGAGAAGCACAUGAAGUUCCACUACGGUGGGCCUGUGCAUCUGUGCGAGGUGCCAGGCUGCGGCAAGACCUUCACCACCACGGGCAAUCUCAAUCGCCAUACGAAGAACCAGCACCCUGAUCUCGCGGCCCCGCAAUGCCGUUUGAAACGAGCGUGGUCGACCGGAACGAACCCGCUGCCGACGGAAUCGUUUAACCGCAAUGGCUCAGAGACCCUCGAGGUGCUGGAUGAAACGCUGGAUAAUCUUUCUGCUCUUCUGGUCGAAACGGGCCUCGACGGCACCUCUAGUGACAGGAAGAGCAAACUCGUGGACGACAUCAUCCGCUUUCACGUCCAGGAGCUCGGGAACUCGUAG